This is a messenger RNA of Neltuma alba, 2748 nucleotides long. RefSeq lists its product as uncharacterized. Bases 293 to 1927 code for a protein of 544 amino acids. The transcript has 11 exons. Lineage: Eukaryota; Viridiplantae; Streptophyta; Magnoliopsida; Fabales; Fabaceae. The record is from RefSeq and is a predicted model, not a curated record.
UGGUAGCGGUACAUAAAAUUGCCCUUACUUUAAGAAUUCACUCCGAAGCGGAAACUUUUGAAACCCCCGGCUCUCACCAACUUUCAAUUUCAUUGCGGUGUGGACUUGCGACUCGCCAGCUAAUGCCUUUCACAGUGAAGCCCACGCUCUCACAUGCGUUACAAAAGCAGAGAUAUAAAGUAGUAAAAGUUGCCAAAGAAGCAGUCUUUCGCGUACAUACACAGAAAACGCAGAGUCAGAGCACAACAUUCAAAAAAAUUCGCUUUUCUAAUGUCUUUUACCUUUGGCGGUUAUGGGUGGUGGAAGAGUUGAAGUUGUAAGUAGCAAGGGAUGCUCUGGACUGUUUUCACCUUCAUUGCCUUUAUUCAGGGCUUUGCAUCUGCAACCUUUGGAGCCAAUGACUCCUGUUUCAUCUUUUCACGGUUCUGAACCAGCGGAAGGACGAUCAAGUGCUCCUUUUGCUGGUCUCGUUAUAUGCGUAACCGGUCUAUCUAAAGAAGCAAGGAAACAGGUCAUGGAGGCGACAGAGAGAUUAGGUGGCCAAUAUAGCCCCCAUUUACAUCCCCAGUGUACCCAUUUGGUGGUUCAGAGCUUUGGUGGGCGUAAGUUUGAGCAUGCACUGAAGUACGGCGCAAGAAAUGGUCUUUUUAUUGUCACACUGGGUUGGUUUGUCGAUAGUGUUAGAAAAAAUGUGAGGUUGAGUGAAUCACUUUACAGUGUAAAGAAUUAUGGCAAUAACAAUACGAACUUGGAUGAUUAUAAACUGCUUUCCGGGUAUACGAAUGCUGAAAAUUCUUGUCUUCCUGCAAGUUUUCUUGAAAGCAAGCAAAAUGAUAAAGCUGAAGAAUUUCAAAGAUUUUCUGGGCGUGAGUCUACCAAGAAUGUGGAUCUGCCUUUGUCUGGUUGCUCGAUAUAUGUGGAUCCAGACAUCUCACCUGAAUUGCGAACUAAGGUUGUCGAGACUGCUUCCAGGGAAGGUGCCAGUUUGACUGAACAGUGGUUUGCUGGUUGUAAUUCUAGUCAUGUGGUCACUGAAGGGGCAUCAAUUCAAAGAUAUCUUGGAUAUUCUAGUAACUUUGUUACACCACUCUGGAUUCUAAAAACAGCUAAAGAGAAACAAGUGCAAAGGCUUGUUCACAUGUCUGCUGAUUUGGCGAGGCAAGUGGGUUUGAUGCUUGAGGACAUUCAUAAUGGCGUUACAAAGGAGGAAUCACUUAAGCAUAAUCUCUCUGAAGAUCUUCAGGGCGUUAAAACCAAAGGAAGUUACAAAGAAAGGCAGCAAAUUGUGAACUCUGCAAAAAUAGAUGUUAGAAAUCGCCGUGGUCGUCGAAUGCAGACUUGUCAGACUCCAAUGCGUCCUAUAACACCUAACAACCUUCUGGAUUCCAUCUGCUGGUCAAUAUCUGAACCAACUUCAACAGCUUCGAUUUACACUGACUCUUUCAGUGCUGAAGAUCCUAGUGAAAAUCAUUUUUCAACCUUUUGUGAUGCAAACGGGGUCGUCAAAGAUUUAGAAGCUUCAUUUUCAAACGGUACUCAACCUCUAAGAGAAAGUGAGAAAUCUGAACUGAUAUUUAAAAACCAUUUUCUUACCAUUCUCUUUCCAAUUGAUCGAUUUGCUGAGAUGGGUCCUUCGUCAAGAACAUUUUUCAGUCACAACGGUUUUACAUGCCAGCAGGUGUUGGAUCAUAUAUAUGCAUUUUAUCAGGAGAAUCUGUUAGCCCAUGAAAUAGAAGCUGCAAUUCAUACUGAUUCGAGACAUGCUGAUAGGCUUCGAUCAGUGUACUCCAGUAAAGAAACAGCAGAACGUGGGGUUGUGGUGUUCAAAAGGAUUGAUUUCUUGGGUAGUCGUACGAGUUUUGAAAUGUUGAAACGUGUGAGUGGGGACAACAACUCUAACGUCUACGAACUAUUACUCAGGGCCUAACAGGCUAACACCAUUCAACUCCAACUCGGACUUUUACUGCCAGCUUGAGUUGUGUUCUCUGCAGCCUAACCAAAUGUAUGUGAGCCGAUAAAAUAAUUGAAUCAAGAGAAAAUAGCGAGAAGGCUGCAAAAAGGCAUGUAUGAGAAGUUACCAGAGUCAGGGUCCAAGAUUAUAAUGCUUGAGUAUGUAAAUAAGAGCUGUAUUUGCUUUCCAACACGUUUCUAAUACAUGUAGAAGCAACUAGGAUGAGUGAGCAUUGCAUAAAAUGAAACAAUGAAUUACAUUCAUUGCUUAUAACCCAUUACUCGUACAAGCAACUAGGAUGAGUCCGAACGCCACAUGUAUUUUUUGAAAAAAGAAAAUGCACAUAUAUCAUCCAUGACUUGUGUAAUUAUUUUAAAUCAUAUAGAAAGAGGGUUGUGGCAUCUUAAAUUAUCUGUAUUACAUGCUGCUCAAAAUAUCUUGGAUUUGGUAUCAGUAAGUUAAACAUAUAAUGUAAAAUUUACAGUUAUGAACAAUAGAACUUGUAUCGUGCUUUAACAUGGUAUUUUCCCAUCGCUGAAUCCCUGGAUGGAGACGCAGAUACAUAUUAACAAGGCAAAGCCACAGCUGCUGAUCGACUUAUAGAUGGAACAUACGGUACUUUGGUUAACUGGUGACGCUAGCAUAGGUUCUUAAGCGUUCAAUUGUUCGUUAGGGUCCUGCACUCAUGAACGAGCAUUUGCAGUGCGCACUGGAAAUUGGCAAAAGUGAAUUGUUCUAUCAUGUAAUUGAAUUCUAUCAGUUACAUCUGAAUCAAUAAGAAACAAAAGGGCUUUUUU